UGCAGAUGUUGUGUUUGACUCGCAGCUUCAGUGAGUUGUAGUUGUUGUUGUUGUUUAUCAACACAGUUUGUUUGUUGUUAUCUGCUCCUAGUUGACUCUGUGCUCCUGGCAUGGCGGAGAUAAAGCCCUGUGAGCCCUCGGUGCUCUACAACCUGCUGAACAGGAGCGGCGCGAGGCUGGCGGAGAUCAACUAUCUCUGUCUGAUCGAUGCUCGAGAAACCCAAGACUACAGAACAAGUCACAUCAUAACAGCCAAGACUGUCAAAACGGAUUCAGAAGGUGUGUUCCUGCUUCCCGAGGCUCUGGAGGUGGACAGCAUGCAGCACGUGGUCGUCUACGACAGCAACACCAGCUCCAUACAGGAAGACAGUCGAGCGCUGCUCUGUGCUCGAGUUCUCUCUGAAGUUUCACUCUCUCCGGUGCUCGUGGUGAUCGGAGGCUUUCAGAGGUUCACCGCUCUGUACACCUACCUGAGGACGGAGAAAAUCAUGUACACCAUCACAGAGCUGGAGAACCUGAAGCAGUAUCCGGUGGAGAUCCUCUCAGGACUCCUGUACCUCGGAGACGAGAAGCAGAGCGCCGACUGCAGCCUCCUCAGAGAGAUGAAGAUCAGCCUCAUCAUCCUCCUCUCUCAGGAAUCCAUGAAGGGGAAUCAGACCAUUGUUAACUUCCCGGUGGACGACUCAGUGAAAUCUGAUUUAUACUCCAGCUUUGAAAGAAUCUGUGAUCUGAUUGCCUCUCACAUCGACUCGGGCUCUCGGGUUCUGAUCGCUUCUCCUCGAGGUCGAAGUCGCUGCAGCGCCGUCACCAUCGCCUUCCUCAUGAAGCACCGAAAACACACACUGCAGGAGGCCUGGAACUUGGUGCUCGGAUGUAAACCCGACAUGAGGCCGAACGCUGGGUUCCUGCAGCAGCUGGAGGCCUGGGAGCUGCACCUCACGGGGAGGAGAGAGACCGACAUAUCACUACUGUAAAUAAAC
Trematomus bernacchii (emerald rockcod) is the source of this 980-nucleotide messenger RNA. It is a transcript of the gene styxl1, whose product is annotated as serine/threonine/tyrosine interacting-like 1. Bases 111 to 974 code for a protein of 287 amino acids. Gene Ontology annotation, cellular component: mitochondrion. The transcript is spliced from 8 exons. Gene Ontology annotation, molecular function: pseudophosphatase activity; protein phosphatase binding; protein tyrosine/serine/threonine phosphatase activity. Gene Ontology annotation, biological process: protein dephosphorylation; positive regulation of intrinsic apoptotic signaling pathway; negative regulation of cytoplasmic stress granule assembly. The record is from RefSeq and is a predicted model, not a curated record. Lineage: Eukaryota; Metazoa; Chordata; Actinopteri; Perciformes; Nototheniidae.